AUGUCUCACACUUUCCUCAUUGAUACCUUGUACUGCUCCGAAGAACACUGGGAGGAACAAGAUGAGUUAGAAUUCGAGUACAAUAAUGUUUCCUUAAACAACACAAUAACAAACUCUACUCAAUCUUUGUUCCUAGAAACCGACAUGUUUUGGGACGAUGAAGAACUCAAAUCACUUCUCUCCAAAGAACAACAAAACCCUCUUCACAUCUUCCUCCAAACCAACCCUGUGUUGGAAUCUUCGCGUAGAGAAUCCAUUCACUGGAUUCUGAAAGUCAAUGCUCAUUACUCCUUCUCACCUCUCACAGCUGUUCUUGCUGUCAACUACCUCGAUAGGUUUCUCUUCAGCUUCCGGUUUCAGAAUGACAAGCCAUGGAUGACUCAGCUUUCUGCUGUUGCUUCUCUCUCUCUUGCUGCUAAACUUGAAGAAACCCAAGUUCCUCUUUUACUAGAUCUUCAAGUUGAGGAAAGUAGAUACUUGUUUGAAGCAAAGACGAUAAAAAAGAUGGAGAUUUUGAUUCUUUCAACACUCGGGUGGAAGAUGAAUCCAGCAACACCUCUUUCUUUUAUUGAUUAUAUGAUUAGAAGACUUGGAUUGAAAGAUCUUCUUUGUUGGGAAUUUCUUCAUAGAUGUCAAGAUGUUGUUCUUUCUGUCCUUAGAUCAGAUUCAAAGUUUAUGAGUUAUCUACCUUCUGUUUUGGCAACUGCUGCAAUGAUUCAUGUUUUCAACAGUGUUGACCCUAGUUUAGGAGAUGAAUACAAAAACCAGCUUCUAAAUAUUCUUGGAAUCAACAAAGAAAAAGUGGAUGAAUGUGGGAAGCUGAUGAUGAAACUUUGGUCAGAAUAUGGAGAAGAGAAUGAGAAUCAAUUGAACAAACGUAAAUUUGACUCAAUUCCAAGUAGUCCAAAUGGUGUAAUGGAUGUGUCAUUUAGCUGUGAAAAUUCCAAUGAUUCAUGGGCUGUAGCAGCAACAGUUUCAGUAUCAUCUUCACCAGAGCCUUUGUCAAAGAGGAUCAAAAUUAAGAAAAGUCUCUAUUAA
Vicia faba (fava bean) is the source of this 1038-nucleotide messenger RNA. The record is from the annotation of a GenBank genome assembly. Lineage: Eukaryota; Viridiplantae; Streptophyta; Magnoliopsida; Fabales; Fabaceae.